Messenger RNA from Cyanistes caeruleus (blue tit), 2197 nucleotides. It is a transcript of the gene BAIAP2L1, whose product is annotated as BAR/IMD domain containing adaptor protein 2 like 1. Gene Ontology annotation, biological process: actin filament bundle assembly; actin crosslink formation; plasma membrane organization. Lineage: Eukaryota; Metazoa; Chordata; Aves; Passeriformes; Paridae. Gene Ontology annotation, molecular function: protein binding. Gene Ontology annotation, cellular component: nucleoplasm; cytosol. The record is from RefSeq and is a predicted model, not a curated record.
GUACAAAAAUGUUAUGGAACAGUUCAAUCCCGGACUGAGGAAUUUAAUAAAUCUGGGGAAGAAUUAUGAAAAAGCUGUUAACGUUAUGGUAGUGGCUGGAAGAGCAUAUUAUGAUAGCCUUGCAAAGAUUGGGGACAUAUCAGCAGAUUCUCCAGUUUCAAAAGAACUAGGCCAGGUUCUGGUAGAAAUCUCAAGAACACACAAGAAACUUAAUGACAGUCUAGAAGAGAGUUUUAAAAAAUUUCACAAAGAAAUUAUAUCUGAACUGGAGAAGAAAACAGACCUGGAUGUAAAAUAUAUGACUGCAACUUUAAAAAGGUACCAAACAGAACACAGAAGCAAACUGGAUUCUUUAGAGAAGUCUCAGGCUGAGCUGAAAAAAAUCAGAAGGAAAAGCCAAGGAGCACGAAAUGUAACCAAGUAUGAGCAUAAAGAAAUGGAGUAUUUGGAAACUGUGACCUCUCGACAAAGCGAUAUUCAGAGAUUUAUUGCAGAAGGCUGCAGAGAAGCUCUCCUUGAAGAGAAAAGAAGGUUCUGUUUUCUGGUUGACAAGCACUGUAGCUUUACCCAGCACAUGCACUUCUACCAUGUUCAGUGUGCGGACUUCCUAAAAUCCAAACUGCCUGGGUGGGAGGAAAUCUGUAGUGAUGCCACCAAAGUGCCUGAAAAAGUCAGAAUGAUGAUAGAUGAGAUCAGGACCCCUGGAUCCACCCCAGUAUCGGGAACGCCGCAGCCUUCACCGAUGGUAAAGAGAAAUACCCUGAUUGGAAAUGAUUUUUAUCCUCACCAAGAAAAUGCAUCCAAAGUGCCCCCAGCUCCGACAGGCAGGGCAUACACGAGCCCACUCGUGGAUAUGUUCAACAAUCCUGCAACAGCUCCCAAAAAACCUUCUGAAAAACUGAAUCACUCAGCAGAGAAUUCAGAUGAUGCCAGUUUAUCACGUUCAACUUCUGUUGCCACGGGAUUAAAUAUAAUGAAAAGGCAAAAAGUGAAGACUAUCUUCCCACAUACUGCUGGAAGCAACAAGACAUUGCUCAGCUUUGCCCAGGGGGAUAUCAUCACCCUGCUGGUGGCUGAGGAAAAGGAUGGCUGGCUUUAUGGAGAGCAUGACACAACCAGACUAAAAGGAUGGUUUCCAUCAUCAUACACCAGACCACUGGAUGAAUCAGCGGAAGAAAAAGCCUUUGCCCCAGUGCCAAGCCCUGCACCAAUCCGAAGUGUGAGCUCUGUGAACCUUGUGGAGAAAGGAGAAGUUGUCCUCCCACCACCAGACUACCUGGGGGCUGCACAGACAGACAGACGGAUGGAGCCUGCCAAAGGUGCUGCUGUGAAAACUCCGACCGACAGAGUGGAGCAGGCAGGCCCGAAACCUGACAUGAAUGGCAUUAUAAAACCACCUUUUCUAAGUGGAGAAAACCCCUUUGCAACGGUGAAACUCAGACCCACAGUAACAAAUGACAGAUCAGCACCGAUUAUCCGAUGAAUACACAGCUCAGGCAUGUGGGCUUCCUCCUUACCAACACUCAGUUUCAGCAAUGACAAUUACUAUCUCAAGUUGGCCUAAAAAUUUAUUUAAAUGUAAUUACUGUACAAUAGUAAUACUGGAAUGGAGCUCUGAUGUUUUUAAAAGCUAUAGUUUCUAAUGAGUAAUUGCUUUGGGCUAGUGUUUGAGCACUUGGGCUUGACUUUACAGUAUGACUUUUUUUUGUAGUAGGAAUUGUGAAAAUACUGGAGAUAGUUUGGAUACUCUAGUGAAUCAAAAUAAUAAUAGCUCACAGAAUCUUUGGCAUUCAUUACUUGGAAGCUGCAAUGGUAAGUUCUAGAAUAUAAGCCUGCAUAUGCCACCUACUAAAGAAGGUAACAGUGACUUUUUUUUUUCAAACAGAACAAUGUAACAACUGCCUUAUUCCAGAAUAGAAAAUUGCCUGUAUAAAUGAUUAUCUGUUAUUUUGUGUAAGAAAGAUACCUUAGGCUAUAAAUAAAUAUUUAUCCCCUUAAGAAUAGACAACUUGUAAUGCCUUGCUUAAUGUUCACACACAAAUUUCAGGUGUCAACAGAAACUCAUUUUCAGUCUGUUAAACUGUCAACACGUUCUUCAAUGGUAAUUUUGUCUUUAAAAACUAUUGUCAAAUUUUAGUCUGAUAAAAGGUCAUAAUAAAGCAGUGCCAUGAUUUUUUCUCAAAUGCCAGUAUAAAAA